Molecule: messenger RNA, 2516 nt
Organism: Rhincodon typus (whale shark)
Lineage: Eukaryota; Metazoa; Chordata; Chondrichthyes; Orectolobiformes; Rhincodontidae
Gene: pla2g7
Product: phospholipase A2, group VII (platelet-activating factor acetylhydrolase, plasma)
Exons: 12
Coding region: 485-1708 (407 amino acids)
Molecular function (GO): 1-alkyl-2-acetylglycerophosphocholine esterase activity
Source: RefSeq, a predicted model, not a curated record
UCGUUGUGCUCCUUUAAAAGAUAGGCUCUUCUUUCAGUUUCCUGUUCAGCGUCACAAGGGCUUAUCUGCUCCUUUCGGGUUUAGUGGGAAAGGCAUGGUGUUUUGGUUUCAGUCACAGGGCAGAGUCCCGGUUUGAGGGCUGUGAGCUGAGCCCAGGAAUGUAACAGCGUAUUCUCUGAAGUAUGAGAGAGUGUCUCAAGUGAAGUCACCAGCAGUGAGGGGGAAUUCAGUGAAAGCCUCUGGAGGUUUGGAGGCUGUGUUGUCAAAUUUAUUGGGAAGCUGAUCACGUCAGUAGCGGACAGAGCGCCGCACUUACAGCGGAGGAAACAUCCUAUCCACAUCCAACCUGUCAAGAUUCCUAAGGAUCUUGUUUCAAUCAAGUUGCAGUUUGUUUGUUUCUGUUUGCUUCAGUAGAUCUAAGCCUCGCCUGUCCAACUUUUGGCAUAAGACAGCCUGUUCAUUCCAGGUACAUAGGCAAACAGAAAUGGGGAACUAUGGCAGUCAUUCUCUUGGGAUUCCUCCUGGGAAAGGACCAAAUCUUGUCGGAUGUAUUGAUUUGAUGGAUGGUCAUACAAUUCAGGGAAAUUUCUUACGCUUGUACUACCCAUGUGAACAGAGUGAGAAGCAACAAGAACCACUGUGGAUUCCUAAUCGUGAAUAUUACUAUGGGCUGGCUGAUUUUCUUAAACGUAGCAGAAGAUUUGUUGACUAUAUUUUAAGUCAUUUGUAUGGGUCAUACAGCAUUCCUGCAGAAUGGAAUGCUCCAUUUAAAACUGGAAGAUAUCCUUCAGUCGUUUUCUCUCAUGGCCUUGGAGCUUUCAGGACUCUGUAUUCAGCUAUAUGCAUUGAACUGGCUUCACGAGGAUUUGUAGUUGCUGCAGUGGAACACAGGGAUGGGUCAGCUUCAGCCACCUACUACUUUGAAGAGAAAUCUAAAACAGUCAAUGAAGUAGGAGAAUCAAUCUCGGCCAGCAGUCCUGCACUUCCUUUGGAUCAGUUGCAGAGGAAAUGGCUUUACUAUAAGCCUCUUGAAGAGGGAGAACAAGAAUUCCCACUACGGAAUGACCAGGUACAUCAGAGAGCGGAAGAGUGUAUCAAGGCCUUAAAUCUGCUUACUGAUAUAAACAUGGGAAAACCAGUCAAUAAUAUAGUUCCAGUGAAUUUUGAUUUCACUAAAAUGAAGGAUUCUCUGGAUCUGCACAAAGUAGCUAUCAUGGGUCACUCAUUUGGUGGAGCCACAGUUAUUGAUUCACUCAGCAAAGAUGUUCGGUUUGGAUGUGGAGUGGCAUUAGAUGCAUGGAUGUUCCCACUGGAGGAUGAGGUGUAUACAAAGGUACAGAAGCCAAUACUGUUCAUCAACUCCGAAAAAUUCCAAUGGGUUACUAAUAUCCUGAAAAUGAAAAAACUUGAUUCAGUUGAAAUACAGCGAAAAAUGAUUACAAUCAUAGGAACAGUACAUCAGAGCUUCCCUGAUUUUACAUUUUUGACUGGCUCUUUCCUUGGAAAGAUUUUUCAAUUAAAAGGAACAAUAGAUCCCCUAACAGCGAUUGAUAUUAGCAACAAAGCUUCUUUAGCAUUCAUGCAAAGACACUUGGGUCUUGAGAGAGAUUUUGAUCAAUGGGACCCCCUUAUUGAUGGGCAAGGAGAACACAUUAUACCAGGCACAAAUAUUCAUUUGCCUUUAUCGACCUCUGAACCCCAGCAAUGACUUUUGAAUUCUGAAUCCAAACUAUGAAUGUUGAGUGUACUGCAGUAAAAUAAAAAUCAGUGUGAAUGGAUUUAUCUGCACUGAACACUCGCAUUGUGCUAAACAUUUGCCUUAUAAGAUUGUUAGAAUUCGAGUUUAAGAAAUGUGUCCUAAGCCAUAAAAUACAAUUUUUACCUCUGUUCUUUUGGAUAUAGAUCCAUGCAUCUUUUGGAUGAAUUAGUAUAACUUCAAGUACAAAUCUAUAUUCCUUGCAGGACUCAAACAGCAGGCUCCAAGUUGGAGUAACCCUUAUUGGUUGUAUCUAUUUUAAAAUUGCACUGUAUUAUACAGAGUUUUUAAGGAUUUCGAUUAUUGCAUUCAGUUUGAAAUUACACUAUUUAAAGCUAUGAUGCACCAUUAAUUGGCUUGCAUGUUUUCCUAAACCUACCAUUAUGGUGAAGCUUAAAGUUCAUCUGUGAUUAGAACUCAUUAAGAAAAAAUUCUUAAAACCAGAAUUAAUAUAUAACUUAAGAUUUUGGAAACAUAAAUUAUUAUUUUGUGAAGAUUUUUCUUGACUUGUUUGUCUACUAAAAUUCAUUUUGAAUUGUUUACAUCUUUUAUGUCUUUUUGCUGCUCUUAAUGAAAUUUUUUAAUCAAGGCCAACUCCUUCCAAGCACAUUUGUGGCACUUUUGUAACUGCUGUUGACUGUUGAACACCAACCAACCUCUUUGUAACAAAAUUAAAACAAAAGAACUGUGGAUGCUGGAAAUCAGAAACCAAAAGCAGAAAUGGCUGGCCAAUCUCAGCAGGUCUGUCAGCAUCUGUGGA